GGGAGGUCAGGUAGUGAGGCGUGAGUGAGGCGUGAGUGAGGCGGCAACUGGGCAAGCGCGCAACCCAGAGCCAUGCCUUCCGAUAAAGGAAAGGGCCGCCUACGUAAGCUAAGACGACGAGGAGUGAGGCGAGGAACCGAAAAGCAGGAAGAUUCUGAAGCAAAUGACCCUGUGGAGAGUCAGCCUCCCAAGGAGCAGCCAAAAAACAUGAGUCCCGUCGUAGAGUCCAACAUAGCGGCCCUGCGCCACCCUGAGAAGAGGCCUCCCACCCGGCGGCAGCGGGCGGCCCGGCGCCAAUCUGAGCUCAGGACGUGGGCCUUCAGGGUCUUCUUGGUGUUAAUACUGUUCAUUUGGGGGCUGUUGCUGCUGAGCUGCUUUAAGUUUGGACUUACGGAAUCGGUAUCUCCAACUGAAGUUACCCCAGGGGAAGUUAAUGGCCAGUCUCUGAAAAAAACACUUAUGGAAAUCCUGUACAAGUUUUUCUUUCCAACAACCUGCACUGUAAAGGAGAACCAAGAGGUAAAGGCUUGCAACGGGCUGCUGAACCCUACUGAGUUGGAGUGUUUGACAUCCAAAUGCUGUUUUUCACCUGGGACCGGGACCUGCUUUAUCCCAUUAAUAAAUAAGCCUGUGCAGAUGAUCCGGCUAUUUGGGCUUUGUAUGAGCAGCUUGUUACUCCUGGGAAGUCUGCCCAUUUGUUGCUGCUGUCUUUGGCAGAGGAGCAAAUACGCCAAUUCUUUACGUAUGAAAAAUGAAAGAAUUUUGGAGGGUGUGAAGAAAGAAAGAGAGAAACUGAAGGGGGGUACCGAAGUGUCAGCAACAACAACAGAAGAAGAGGAUGGUAAUGAAGAUGAGAAGGAAAGUGAAGCAUUGCUUUCCCGUUGAGUUGAGUGCACACCUUCCAGAGCAGAGGAGACUGUCCCAGUUGUCCAAGCCCGACUGUUCAUUUUAGAAAGAUAGAAAUUUGUUGUUUUUGUCUUUACCCUCAAGUAUAAAAUAAAGUUCACAGUUCUGUUUUUAUGCACCAAA
Molecule: messenger RNA, 1029 nt
Organism: Chinchilla lanigera (long-tailed chinchilla)
Lineage: Eukaryota; Metazoa; Chordata; Mammalia; Rodentia; Chinchillidae
Gene: Fmr1nb
Product: fragile X mental retardation 1 neighbor
Exons: 6
Coding region: 73-885 (270 amino acids)
Source: RefSeq, a predicted model, not a curated record